GUCUCUGAGAGCUAGCUAGAAUAGUACUGGAUCCACUAACAUCAACUUGCUAUGCCACUAUCGUGUGCCAGCUGCUGUCCACAUGCCUUCGAUCCUGCCUAUUGUAUUUUGGGAGCAUUAUGGGAGUAGCACCGCCCCUUUGAAUUGUAGCCAUAGGCUGGCUAACUGCAUUCAACAAAAUCAUGGCGGAAGUGUUUUGUUUUACUGUCUACAAGUUGAUCAUCCAUAUGAAAUACUCUAUAAAUUGUUAGUUUCCUAGCAACUUCUCAUCAGCUAUCAAGGGAUAUUCCUCAUCUUCAAUAUGGCAAUCAACAUCAUUCCUCUUUUCUUCUCCAUCUUCCUUGUUUCAUUUCAGCCCUACUUCUCCGUCGGCCAAACUGUUGUCAAAGGUGGUUACUGGUUUCCUGGUAGCGGCUUUGCAGUUUCUGACAUAAAUUCUACUCUUUUCACUCACCUUUUCUGUGCAUUUGCCGAUGUCAAUAGCCAAACAUAUCAAGUUACAAUCUCAACUUCCAACCAAGCUCAAUUCCAAACCUUCACCAAGACGGUCCAACAAAAAAACCCUUCAGUGAAAACCCUUUUAUCAAUUGGUGGAGGUGGCUCCGAUGUAAACACAUUUGCUUCAAUGGCUAGCCAGUCAAGUUCUCGUAAAUCAUUUAUUGAUUCCUCCAUCACGUUAGCAAGGUCUAACAAUUUUCUUGGCCUUGACCUUGACUGGGAGUACCCUUCUGAUUCUACACAAAUGAACAAUUUUGGCACCCUUCUUACUGAGUGGAGGGCUGCUGUGGUCACUGAGGCUAAAAGUUCUGGCAAGACACCAUUGAUGUUAUCUGCAGCAGUUCUUUACUUAUCAUAUUACUACUCAUCCUCGGUGACGUACCCUAUCCAGGCUAUAUCAAACAGCCUGGAUUGGAUUAAUCUAAUGGCAUAUGAUUUUUAUGGCCCAGGAUGGUCUCCAUCAAGCACGGGACCUCCUGCUGCUUUAUACAAUUCUGGGAAUCUAGAAAGUGGAGACAAUGGGGUCAGGUCCUGGAUUCAGGCUGGCAUGUCUGCAAAGAAACUAGUUCUUGGCCUUCCCUUUUAUGGCUGGUCAUGGCGUCUGACAAAUUCGAAUAACAAUGGCCUUUUUGCACCGGCCAAUGGACAAGGCCUAGCAGGAGAUGGAUCAAUAGGCUACAAUCAGAUCAAGCAGUACAUAACCCAAAAUAGAGCUACUAAAGUAUUCAAUGUCACUGUUGUUACAGACUAUUGUUACAGUGGAACUACAUGGAUUGGCUACGAUGAUACUCAGAGUAUCUCCACCAAGGUUGCAUAUGCUAAAGGGAAAGGCUUGUUAGGUUACUUUGCCUGGCAUGUAGGUGCCGAUGACAAUUGGGCCCUUUCUUCUAAAGCAUUGCAGACAUGGGGAGCAUAGACAAGAGCUUGUUCCUGAUCAAAUAAUAACCAAGAGACAGAAACACAGAAUGUUUCUUCGAUCAAAUAUAUAUCCUUUGGCUUGUCCUUUAUGGCAAAGUUAAAGAAUUAAACGCAUGUACUCCUGUCAUGCUUAUUGUGUUAUAAGCCUAAGUUAAUAAAUGAAAGGGUUGAAAAAGUGCA
This is a messenger RNA of Populus trichocarpa (black cottonwood), 1596 nucleotides long. Its product is annotated as class V chitinase. The transcript has 2 exons. Gene Ontology annotation, biological process: carbohydrate metabolic process; chitin catabolic process. Gene Ontology annotation, cellular component: extracellular region. Gene Ontology annotation, molecular function: chitin binding; chitinase activity. The record is from RefSeq and is a predicted model, not a curated record. The coding region runs from base 302 to 1414 and encodes 370 amino acids. NCBI's taxonomy places the organism in Eukaryota, Viridiplantae, Streptophyta, Magnoliopsida, Malpighiales, Salicaceae.